AUGGAUAGUUUGAUUUUGAGAAAUAGUGGUAGUAUACAAUCAAUGGAUGAUGUGUCUAUUCCUAUGGACUGUAAUUGCUUUGCUAGCCUGGAUAUAUUAGAGGAGGAAGAUGAGCUUAUGGUGAUGACAAAGGCGCAGUUACCAGGUGCAGACUCCAUAAAAAUGGUAAACGCAAAGAAGGAUGAUACAACGGGUAGUGUAAGUGUGGUUAGUUUUAAUGCCUACAAACAAAAAGAUCAGCAUAGUACUUCCAAACAACUGGAGAAAAGGGCUUCAUUGGGGAAAAGUAGUAAAGAGGAAGAUAUGUCUUUUAAGCCAAAUGAGGCAGGAAGUUUGUUGGACAAAGGAGCUUUUUGGGUUAAUCCUAGCAUAUAUGUGCAAUUUGACAGUGGAGUUAGUAGUGAUUGGUUAGUUGAUGGGGCUGAAAUUAAAGAGUGUCAUCUAUGGAAAGGGUCCAUUUUAGAGGGGGAAAGAAAGCAGAAGUCAUAG
Molecule: messenger RNA, 489 nt
Organism: Dovyalis caffra
Lineage: Eukaryota; Viridiplantae; Streptophyta; Magnoliopsida; Malpighiales; Salicaceae
Source: the annotation of a GenBank genome assembly